UCCCAUAUUCACAUUAGAUGAAAUCAAAAGAUUUAUUAAAGACUGCUUUAUGUCGCUUGGCACAGAAGAAAAGCAUGCACAAACGAUGGCAAAUACCCUAGCGGAAGCUGACUAUAGGGGUCGUUACAGACAUGGAUUGACUUCAUUAGAAAUGAUUCUAGAAGAUGUUGAUAUAGGAGCAUGCAGACCUGACUACAAACCAAAGAUUCUGAAGGAAACACCUGCAAUAGCAUGGGUCGAUGGCGCAAUGAAUUUAGGUCCUGUUGUAGGAAAUUUUUGUAUGGAUAUUGCAAUAAAGAAAGCUAAAGAAGUCGGUAUCGGAUGGGUUACGUGUAAACAUUCAAAUGAUUAUGGUUUAUCAACAUGUUAUGCACUACGGGCAUACAAUGUCGGAUUUAUUGGAUUCGCUUGUUCUAACUCGCCAGCAAUGGUUGUUCCAACCAGAGGGAAAAAACCUGUAUUAGGUCCGAAUCCAAUAUGCCUUGCAGCGCCCAGUAAAAGGGAAGAAGAAGGUGUCAUUAUGGAUAUGACCACCAGUACCGUUGACUGGGCAGAGAUAGAUCAGUACAAGAUAAAGGGCCAAGAACUUCCAAAAGGAUGGGCUGCAACUAAAGAUGGCACUGAAACGACUGAUAUUUCACAGGCAACGUAUUUAUUGCCCUUAGGAGGUACCGAAGAUCGGUCGGGAUACAAAGGUUACAACUUCAUUCUCAUGGUAGAAAUUCUAUGCGGAAUUCUUGGCGGAGGUAAGUUUGGACCUUACGUUAAAGAAACCCAUAGCGCCCGAGAUCCUGCGAACCUGUGUCAUACUUUUUUCGCCUUGGACCCCGCAAAAUUUAAUCCUGCGUUUAAACUUCAUAUGCAGGAUUUGACAGCAGCUCUAAGAUCUACCGAUUCUGUUACUCCUGACACUCCGGUGUGGAUUGCUGGAGAUCCAGAGAGGAUGCACAUGAAAGCAGUAAAAGAAGCCGGCGGAAUACGUUAUUCAAAAAAAAAUUUGCAAACUUUUGAAGAAAUCGCUUUUAAAUACGGUGUGACGCCAUUGAAAGCAAAAGACUCCUGUUAUUUCCCUUCAUAAUGUAUAUACUUAUUACUUUUCAUAAUUUACCUACUUAAUAUACUUUAUAUGUAUAUAUAAUUUUUCAA
This is a messenger RNA of Agrilus planipennis (emerald ash borer), 1146 nucleotides long. RefSeq lists its product as uncharacterized. Lineage: Eukaryota; Metazoa; Arthropoda; Insecta; Coleoptera; Buprestidae. The record is from RefSeq and is a predicted model, not a curated record. Bases 50 to 1078 code for a protein of 342 amino acids. Gene Ontology annotation, molecular function: oxidoreductase activity. The transcript has 7 exons.